This is a messenger RNA of Oncorhynchus tshawytscha (Chinook salmon), 6615 nucleotides long. It is a transcript of the gene baz2ba, whose product is annotated as bromodomain adjacent to zinc finger domain, 2Ba. Bases 2 to 5263 code for a protein of 1753 amino acids. The record is from RefSeq and is a predicted model, not a curated record. NCBI's taxonomy places the organism in Eukaryota, Metazoa, Chordata, Actinopteri, Salmoniformes, Salmonidae. Gene Ontology annotation, molecular function: protein binding; DNA binding. The transcript is spliced from 28 exons.
CAUGGCAGCCUGGAAGGGCCUCUCUCAGAGUCACCUGGUGCAGUCUCUGGUGGACCUGUUCAGAGGGGCCGAGGCCGGCCUCCCAGGUCUCCCUGGUCUCCCUAGCAGCAAGGACUCGGAUGACUCUGUUGAGGAUGACGACGACGACGACGAUGAUGAUCUGGAUGAUUUGGAGGAUGAUGAGGAGGACUCGGAUGACAGCUUGUCAGAUUCUGACAGUAACUCGGACAGCGACAAGGACGUCUCCGGUGGCAAACUGAAGGACCCGAAGCUGAAGCUGCCAUCGUCAGGCUCCGUCUCCAAGAUGGAGAAGACCCCACUCAAGCUAACCAAAGGCCACGCCUCCUUACUGAGUAGCACAACCAAUCACACAGCCGCCAGCUGCUCCCCACUCAACCUGCAGGUCAUCAAGACGCCCAACAUCGUCACCAGCUCCAGUGCCUUGGCCUAUCACAACUCUCCUUCCUCCUCCUACUCCCUGGUCACGCCCCCAGGCGCAGGGAAAAGAAAGAGGGUGAUGGAUGAGCAGGACUUGAGGAUACCUCUGGAGUUGGGCUGGCAGAGAGAAACGCGGAUCAAGAGCGCGUCCGGGAAGAUGCAAGGCGACGUGGCGUACUACGCGCCAUGCGGGAAGAAGUUGAGGCAGUACCCAGAUGUGGUGAAGUAUCUAUCCAGAAAUGGAAUAAGUGGCAUCACACGCGAUAAUUUUAGCUUCAGUGCAAAGAUAAUGGUUGGUGACUUCUAUGAAGCCAGAGAAGGACCCCAGGGUCUGCAGUGGAGCCUGUUGAAGGACGAGGACGUCAUCCCUCAUAUCCUGGCCAUGGAGGGCCGGCGGGGACGGCCCCCCAACUCAGAGCGCCAGCGCGGGGCCGAGGGGGGAAAGGGCUCCCGGAGAAGGAAGGGCCGGCCACCCAACGUGGGAGAGGGUCUGGGGUUGGGGGCCGAGGUGCCUAGCCCCAGCGAGGCCAAACUCUUACGCAAACUGGAGGCCCAAGAGAUAGCCAGGCAGGCGGCCCAGAUGAAGAUGAUGAGGAAGCUAGAGAAGCAGGCCAUGGCCAGGGCAGCCAAAGAGGCCAGGAAGCAACAAGUCUCUCUUUCAGCCAUCAUGGCGGCCGAGGAAAGGAGGAAGCAGAAGGAGCAAAUGAAGCUCAUCAAGCAGCAGGAGAAGAUCAAGCGUAUUCAGCAGAUCAGGUUGGAGAAGGAGAUGAGGGCACAGCAGAUCCUGGAGGCUAAACGGAGAAAGAAAGAAGAGGUUGCGAAUGCCAAAAUUAUGGAGGCAGAGAAACGAAUAAAGGAGAAAGAAAUGCGAAGACAGCAUGCAGUCAUUUUGAAGCACCAGGAGUUGGAGAGGCAUAGACUAGAUAUGGUAUGGGAGAGGGAGAGGAGACGGCAACAUGGGAUGCUCAUGAAGGCGGUGGAGGCUCGCAAAAAAGCAGAGGAGCGCGAGCGCUUGCGGCAGGAAAAGAGGGAUGAGAAACGCCUGAACAAGGAGCGGAAAUUGGAGCUGAGGAGGCUGGAACUGGAGAUUGCCAGGGAGCUGAAGAAGCCAAAUGAAGACAUGUGUCUGGCCGAUCAUGAGCCUCUUCCAGAGUUUUCCAGAAUCCCUGGCCUGAUCUUGCCGGGGGGUGCGGUGUCUGACUGCCUGAUGCUGAUGCAGUUCCUACGCGGUUUUGGGAAAGUGCUGGGCUUCGAUGUGGGGGUGGACGUACCCACCCUGGGCAUGCUGCAGGAGGGCCUGCUCAACGUGGGAGACAGCAUGGGACACGUCCAGGACCUGCUGGUCAGACUGCUCUCCCUGGCCGUGUGUGACCCUGGACUGCCCCCUGGUCACAAGACCAAGACCAUGCUGGGGGACCAUCUGACCAACGUGGGCAUCAACCGGGACAAUGUGUCGGAGGUGCUGCAGAUGUACAUGGGGGCCUAUUGCGGGCAGACUGACCUGGCUGAGCUGGCCCUCAGCCUGAAGACCAAGGCCUUCCAGGCUCACACCCCCGCCCAGAAGGCAUCCAUACUGGGCUUCCUGGCCAAUGAGCUGGCCUGCAGCAAGAGUGUCGUCAGCGAGAUCGACAAGAACCUUGAUCACAUGACCAACAUGAGGAAGGACAAGUGGCUGAUCGAGGGCAAACUCAAAAAGUUGAGGACCAUCCAUGCCAAGCGGACCGGGAAGAGAGAUGCCAGCAUGGGAGGGGAGGAGGCCCAGCCCCUGGGUACGCCCUCCUCUGGCCUCAAACGCAAGAGAAAGGCCGGAGCAGAAAGCGACGACGACGAGGAUGAAGACGAAGACAGCGAUGACCUGGCCGAUGAAGAUGACGAGGAAGAGGAGGAGGAGAUGAAGAAGGCGAAGAAAGUGGAAACGUGUGACGAGGACGAUGGGGACCAAUCAACUAGUGUGGAGGAGCUGGAGAAACAGAUAGAGAAGCUAGCCAAGCAACAGCACCAGGUGAGGAGGAAGCUGUUUGAGGCGUCCCACUCCCUGCGCUCCAUGAUGUACGGCCAGGACCGGUACCGCCGGCGCUACUGGGUUCUGCCCCACUGCGGAGGGGUCUUCAUCGAGGCCAUGGAGAGUGGAGAAGCUGUGGGGGAGCUGGAGAAAGAGAGGGAGAGGAGGAGGGUGGCAGCAGGGGAGGUGCACAUCAAGGAGGAGCCGCAGGAGGAGGAGGUGCAGAAGAAGAAACCUGGGGGCGUCGGCGGGGAGGAGAGGAGCGUCUACACCUCCGUGCGGUCAGAGGAGGGGAAGGAGGAGAAGAAAGGUUCUCCCAAUCUUUUCCUCUUGCAUCCGGCCUCUCUCUCCAAACUGACCACGCUGCUCGACGUCGCUAAGGACGUUGCCAAGGAAAUCCGCGAAGUCAAGGCAGACCUCCGCCCCAAAUACAGCCCAACACCACCGUCUGUCACCACGACAACAAAAACAACACCACCAUCCGAUCCCGCCAACAACGCCUCUCUGCCCGCUAAACCUACAAGCCCCUGUGCGUCGACGGCGCCCAACCUGCCGUGCGAGGAGGCCAAACCCGGCUACCCCACCUCCACCUCGUCCCCCUCCUCGUUCUCCUCCCUCCUAAGCCCCCCCCCACCCCAGCUUUUCAGCCCUAUAAAGACCUCCACCCUAGCCCCUAACCCUCCACAGCUCCAGUACCUCCCCAGCGACCAGCUCCUCAGGGUCCUGACAGAGAGGAGCGGUCACUGGUUCAGCCUACCCCCGCUCCCCUGUGACGACUCCUCCCUCACCACCUCUCCCUCCCCUGGGCCCGGCCCUCUCCAGUCCUCCCCGCUGCCUUCCUCCAGCCUCACCCGGCCCAGGUCUCCCCCGGCUUCCCCCGCCCUGCCUCUCACCCCCUCGGCAGCGUCGGCCUCAGCCAGCCCCCACCACCCAGCUGGCUUCAUCAACUACCCUCUGUCAGCCCUGCAGGUUAAGGCUGGAGGGUCGUUGCUGAGUCUCUCAGCGUUCUGCGGUGGCUGGCCCAGUGGAAUGCUGAGCCCCAGCCAGCUGCCCUUCUGCAGCAGCCCCCUGCCAGGCCACUCAGGCCUCAGCUCCGUGGAGGGCAGUGCCAAUGCGCCGCCCAGCGUCUCCAGCAAGAGCGAGUCGCCCGUUCCUCCUGGCGAGAAGCUCUCGUCCACGGUGCCCUCUCCCGCCAUGAUGGAGGUGCCCAAACACUCAGACCACCCCACACCACGGCCCAUCCCCGAGGAGAUGCUGUCAGGCUGGUGGCGGGUGUCAGACAUUGAGGAGCUGCGCACCCUGGUGGGGUCUCUCCACAGCCGGGGAACCAGAGAGAAGGGCCUGCACCGACAGAUGCACAAAUACAUGGAGCUCAUCCCACAGGUCUGCACCAAGCACCGAGACGCGGCCAUGAUAGAGCUGUGUGAGCUGGAGGAGAGCCAGGUGAGUGUGGAGUCAGUGCGUGGGUGGUGUGUGGAAGAGCAGGCCAUGGAGAUGGACAUCGCUGUGCUGCAGCAGGUGGAGGAGCUGGAGAGGAAGGUCACCACCGCCAGCCUGCAGGUCAAGGGCUGGAUGUACCCCGAGCCCCAAUCAGAGAGAGAGGACCUGGUCUACCACGAGCACAAGCCCCUCCCCAAACACCAACCAGCGGCGGGCGGCCCUGGCGACAAAGACCAACCGGAGGACAAGGCGGACCACAAGGCGGGCGGCGUGGUGCGUCACGCGGACAACCCUCUGGACAUAGCGGUGACGCGGCUGGCGGACCUGGAGAGGAACAUCGAGAGAAGGUACCUGAGGAGCCCCUUAGGUACCACCAUUCAGAUCAGGCUGGAUAAUGUGGGGGCUAUCGGUACCGUCACUGUCCCCGCUCCCUCCAGUAGUGCUGACAGGGAAGGGGGCGAGGAGGAGGUGGCCCAUGGGAUGAAGGUGUGGAGGAAGGCCCUGGGCGACGUCCGCAGUGCCGCCCAGCUGGCCAUGUGUCUCCAGCAGCUCCAGAAGUCCAUCGCCUGGGAGAGGUCCAUCAUGAAAGUGUACUGUCAGAUCUGCAGGAAGGGUGACAACGAGGACCUGCUCCUGCUGUGUGACGGCUGUGACAAAGGCUGCCACACGUACUGUCACAAACCCAAGAUCACCACCAUCCCCGAGGGGGACUGGUACUGCCCCGCCUGCAUAUCCAAGGCGAGCGGCCCGUCUCCCAAGAACAAGAAGCCGCCCAGCAAACUGGUGGCGGGUGGAGGCGGGAAGAAACCCACCGCUGCCGAGGCCAAGCGGAACGGGAAGCAGGCCGGCAACAGUAACGGUAACGUGGAGGUGUCAGAGGACGACUCGGCGUGCGCCAGCGGCACCCCGAAGAAAGGAGGAGGAGCGAAAGAGCCCCCCAGCAGGAAGAGGAAAGGAGAGGAGAGCCCCGCCCCGUCCCAGGCCCCGCCCACACCCCAGUCACCCAGUCUGGAGAGCCCUGUGGUGUGUGUGAAGAGAGCCAAGACAGCCAGAGACAACAACAGAGACCUUGGUUUGUGCAGGGUGCUCCUGGCUGAGUUGGAGCGUCACCAGGAUGCCUGGCCCUUCCUCAACCCCGUCAACACCAAGGGGAUCCCUGGCUACAGGAAGGUCAUCAAGAAGCCCAUGGACUUCGCCACCAUCAGAGAGAAGCUCGUCAGCAGCCAGUAUCAGAAUCUGGAGACUUUCAUUAUUGACGUCAACCUGGUUUUUGAUAACUGUGAAAAGUUUAAUGAAGACAAUUCAGACAUCGGGCGAGCGGGACACAACAUGAGGAAGUUCUUUGAUAAGAGAUGGACAGAGCUUCUCAAUGAAAUAAACUAAUCCAUCAAUUUGGGUGUUGUUUUACCGAUCAUCAUCACUGUCUCGAACCAGACCUCCAGUAACAUUAUUUGACAUUUCAUAGCGGAGGCACCACGUUUUGGGAACGACAAGAUGAUGAUGCUGGUCCGUCUGUACCUUUGGGACGAACCCGGGGCAGUUAAAGUGAAAUGUCAACAGACAGACUUGUAAACGCUGGUGUUGCUACAGUACAACAGGGAUCCAAACACCCAAAGAGUCCCACACAAUGUCAACCGGGUGUCUUAGUGCAAUACCUUUUCCUGUUCAAGAUCAUUGCACUGAAUCCUCAUCCUUCUCAACCACCCGAAAUGCAUCUGCGGUAGAAUACUUUCCACUACUUGUAAAUAGACGUUUUAUUUUUAUUUAAUCGUAUUAUAGUGAAUGUAUUUAAUUUUUUAAUAAUUAUUUAUGAAUCAAUAAAUAAAUAAUAAAAAAAGGUCCACAUCAUUUUCUAUGAAAAGGAAGAAUCAGCUCAACUGCUUUGAAUCGAAAGGAAUGUCUGUCUUUGUGUUUGACUUUUUUUUUCUUUUUUUUUUCCAAAUAUGAAACAAAAGCCAAGAAAAAGAAUUACUGUUUACACUGUUCUAUGCUUUUGGGCAUCAGAGGACUGUAAUCAUUACGUUAAAACUGUACAACUGCAUUUAAUUACAAAAAUUGCAGAAAAACAGUCAGACAAUGGUGAUACAUGUGUAUAUACUGUUUAUUAAUGUCAAUAUUCAAGUCUUGUUUGGAACGAAUUGUUUAAAAUAUCAGAUAUUGUUUAUGCCUUAGAAUGAUUGUAGCAUUCUAUUCUAUUUUAGUGAAAGUGAUAAAAAAAACAUUAUAAAUAUUGUUUGUACAAUAUAUACAUAUCCUCUGCAAACACUGUGGUAUCCUUAAUCUUGGUAGUGCCUACCCUUCCAACAGGGGCGUAGGGGAUAUAAUUUUUUCGUUUUUCCAUUUUUAUGAUGACAUUAUUUUUUAUGUAUAAUUUCAAUCCAACAUGGCCUCCAAAGUCUGACAGUGACACAGUAAUCUUUCCUCUCCAUACAGAAAGAGAAAAACAAACAAACAACGUUUAAGGAUUUUUUUUGUCUUUUUUUCCCCCAUGAAACAUUUCCCCACAUCUGCCUUGCCACAGUACAGAGGACGUAAGGCCAUUUGUAACCACUGUGUUUGAAUCUUGCUGUGUGUCGUGGCCUAAUGGAGGCAGCUAGAGUUUUUUGUACCCAAGUCAGAGUACUUGAAGUUACUUUAUUUAAGAUAUUGUGGAAAAAUAACAUCAUUCUUUUUGUAGGAGCUUUAUUUUUCACUAGUGUGUGGCACGGACCUAUUAAAGGAUGUUUUUCAACCUA